This is a messenger RNA of Orussus abietinus, 3595 nucleotides long. RefSeq names its product enhancer of mRNA-decapping protein 3 (gene Edc3). Gene Ontology annotation, cellular component: P-body. Gene Ontology annotation, molecular function: mRNA binding. The transcript has 6 exons. Lineage: Eukaryota; Metazoa; Arthropoda; Insecta; Hymenoptera; Orussidae. The record is from RefSeq and is a predicted model, not a curated record. Bases 278 to 1693 code for a protein of 471 amino acids. Gene Ontology annotation, biological process: deadenylation-independent decapping of nuclear-transcribed mRNA; P-body assembly.
AAUAGCAAUUAUAAUCUUCUAUGAAAGAUAAAGACAGAAAGUGCUGAAAUAGUGGGGACAGUGAUCUCUUUAACAUUGCUUUUGGAGUACUGUCUUCUUCUCCCAACGUGGACGGAACCAUUACGUUAAAGUGGUGUUUCUAAUUUAGAUCGAAUAAUUAUCAACCCCUUCCAAAAGUAUUUAUAGAGAAUCGAAGCAGAUGAAAUUGUUUUAUUUAUUAAUUGUUACUUGACAAAGUCGCUUAUACGGCUGAUUAAAACAGUUUCAGGCCUUCAAAAUGUCAGAACAGUUUAUUGGAUGUACCGUAUCAAUAAAAUGUAUUAAUCCAUUAGGAACGUAUCAAGGCCAGAUUGUGGAUCUUAAUAGAGACACAGUGAUCCUUACAAAAGCAUUUCGUAAUGGAAUACCAUAUCCAUCUCCUCUAGUUGUUUUAUUCGCAAAAGAUAUAUUAUAUGUAAAGAUCAUUUCAACUGAGGAAGUUGGAGCUAGCACUACAGAUGGGCAAUUGCAAAGUAAAGUAACCGUGAAAAGACCGAUAGCAAAGAGAGCUGAAAGAUCCGUAUCCGAUAGUAUUGCUCCAAUAGUACAACCUACAAGUAGUCAAGCCCAACCAAGUGCUAAGAAACAAGCAGAUGCACCGCCAGUCAAUUUGGAGCCCUGCUUUAAUGGUAAAAUUAAUUUAGGCGAAAGUGCUGCUAAGAAUACUUCAACUCAAAGGCGAUUAACAAAUAGACAGAAACGGCUUGAAAGAGAUGAACAUACAUUUGGUACUCCAAUUGAUCAAUCGUUAAGUCAAGAUUUUGACUUUGAAAAAAACUUGGCGCUAUUUGAUAAAGAGGCUAUUUGGCAAGAAAUUAAUUCUCUUAAGCCAGACAUUAUUCGACAGUCAGAAAACAAUCGAGGAACAACUGGAAAAUAUCGUCAUGAUGAAAACAUAAUCGAAGGGGAGCCAACAGAAUUCAGACAGAUAAUGGUGCCAUGUCCCGAUGCGAAAGAAUAUGUUACAGACGACGGUUUAGUUAUCCCCAGUAUUACAUUUGACCUUCAUCGUCGUUUAAUUGGUGCCGCUGAUAGGCUCGGAAUCAGUUGGGAACGCAGGGUGGAGCUGCUUGGUCGUGCCGGGUCUGAAAUCAUCCUUCAGUUGUUGGGUGGUGCUCAUCGAUUCAAUCCAAACAAUGCACACCAAUGGCCAACAGUAGUGGCGCUUUGUGGGCCUCAUCGAUCUGGAGCAGCUGGUGUUAACUGUUCCCGUCAACUCUCUAGUCAUGGUGUGAAAACAAUAGUUUACAUUGAAAAUUCAGAAGACGUUUCCUUACUUCAAGAACUGACCCUGUAUAAGCUGACCGGUAACAAAGUAGAGACAAAAGUUAAAAAUUUACCCGUUGUCGUGGACCUAAUUCUUGUUGCUCUUUGUGAAGAAAGCUCACCAAAGAUGGUGAGUCCUAUAGCUAAAUGGGCUAACAACAAUAGAGCUCCAAUUCUAGCAAUCGAACCGCCAGCUCUGGGUACACCUGGUAUUUUAAGUAAAUUUAGUUUAUUGGGCGGUUUGCCGUUGUCUCACAGUGCAGAGAAUGGUAGGUUAUAUCUCUGCAACCUUGCUCUACCUAACAAAGUCUUUUCAGAUGUUGGAAUUACGUACAAAUCCCCUUUUGGACCAAAGUUUGUAAUUCCUUUGCAUUCAAACAACUCCUAGCAAAUUCCAAUAGGGUAUGUCACUUCUAUUGGGAUUCUUUAAUAUUGCACACGUACAAUGUGUUAUUUAUAAUGGAUGCAUGCAAAUGGUGUAAUAUUUUCAGCAGGAGUUAAUGCAGAUUAAAUGAGAGCGCAUUGUACGACAUUCCAUGUAUCGUAUUUAUAAAUCGCGGUAAUGAAAUUAACGAGGGGUCUGCUAAGUCCUUAAACAUUCAGACUUCAGGUCGAUAAAGCAAAAGUCGCGAUUAUAGUUGCAAAUUUUUCUGAACAUCUGCCGUCUUUUGUAACAGGUAAAUUAUAUUAAUUGAAAUACGUGCUGGUUUUAUGAAUAAAACAGUGUAAAUAUCAGAUCCAUAAGUACAUACAUACAUAAAACUUGAGAAAUUUAGAAAAAUCUGCUACCUAUGCAUACAGUAGUUUGGUAUUAAAUACGAAGUUUAAUUAUUGUCAUAGCAGGUUUCUAUAAAAUCAAUGAUCUGCAAUAACCCGGCAUGGUUGUGGCGAUUUAUAAAAAAGUUUAACCAAUUACAACUGCUAUGCUUUUGUUUCACUACUCAAAAUUAUGGUUAUUUAACUGACUGAGAAUAUCGAGCACUUAAAUUUAGUAAAUUGUAAGCAAUAUAUAAGACUGGUAAUUCAAUCUUGUUGUGAAUGUUUUAUCUUUUCGGAGGAUUUCAUUUCAAAAUGCUAAAGUUCUUAUUCAGUUUUCUAACUUACCUUGAUUUAUUCUAGGAAAUAUAAUUACUUGUAUGAGCGUGAUUGAAAUGAUAGUGAAUGCAAAUCAAAUAUGGUAAAUGCUUAAUGUCCCAUUUGCAAUUGCGUAACUAUUUAUCUUGAAACUUUAAAGAAUGUUCUUAGACACUAAUGACGAAUCUGUUCCAAAAACUGAAUUAUUCCUCUGAGGGAGAGGGAGGGGGUAAUGACAAUAGCCUAACAUUAUAUUUAAUAAAACUUGUCCGAUUUAUGUACUUCUUGCGAGCAGUCAGAUUUAUACGAAGUCUACUUUUUUUAAUCAUGUAACUGAUACUGUUAUGUUGAACAGCUGCUAUGUGUAAUUAUCUUGUGUGUAUAAUGUUUACAGAAUCAUGUUACGAGUUAAGAGUAAUUAAUUUAAUGUAUUGUUAGAAUUCCUUUUUCAUCAAAAUUUUGAAGAGUUCAAUCAAUGCAAAAAAUGCACGCCUAUGGAACAAUUAUUAUGACGGUAAGAGCCAACAUUAAAGUUUGGAAAAAAACAGUGAUUUUGGCUUUUGCCGUUACUUUUCCUUUUCGUGUUUUAAUACUAUUCACAUGGACAUUAUAUAUUAAGAUUCUGAAAUUGUUUGUAAGUUGUGUUUCUUUUUCUUGUGUAUGUAUAAUUAAUAGAUCACAUUAUUGUUCUUGGAUCGUAGAAACCACUAUCAGUCAGUAUUAUUGUUCUACAAUGAUAUUAAGUAAUGAUCUGCCGAAUAGAAUACGAUAGGAUAUUGUGAAGGAAACAGGCUAACAAAUUUUUCUUUAAUGGAAGGUAUUCAUCUGAAUUCCAGACGUGCUGUAUAACUGACAGUUUUGCUAAAAUUAACUUUGUAUUCUACACAUAGGUGAAAGUUGCGCAAAAUAUGGCUGAUGAUUUAAACAAUGAUUUAUCCUUCAAAAAUGAAUAUGAAAGUUCCAGUCUUUCCUGAUAGGUAGGAUUUUACUGUCAAAUAAGAUGAAUAUGUUAAACAUUUUGUAAAUAAUGGUAAGAUUUUAUUAGAUAACUAAUUUUGGCUGAAUUCUAUUUUAUACAGUAUAGCUCCUUAAUUUUAAUAAUUGUAAUUUAUUCAUAUUUUACUAUAAUUGUAUAUCUAUGGGACAUUAGUACACUUCAAGUUAGCAAUCAAAUUGUAUUAAUCAUAAUUAAUUAUAUUCUAUUAUUUUGAACGAA